GCGGUGGCGGCCGGGAGGCGGUGCCGGGGCUGCCACGUUGGAGCAGUCCGGGGACGGUGAGCGCCGGGGACGCCGAGCACAAUGAAGCUGAAAGAAGUGGACCGUACUGCCAUGCAGGCAUGGAGCCCUGCCCAGCAGCACCCCAUUUACCUGGCCACAGGUACCUCAGCUCAGCAGCUGGAUGCAACCUUCAGUACAAGUGCUUCUCUAGAAAUAUUCGAGUUGGACUUAGCAGACCCUUCACUGGAUAUGAAGAGCUGUGCCACAUUCUCCUCCUCACACAGGUACCACAAGCUGAUCUGGGGCCCUCACAGCAUGACCUCAGGGGACAGAGUGUCUGGAGUCCUGAUUGCUGGGGGUGAAAAUGGCAAUGUCAUCUUGUAUGACUCAGCCAAAAUCAUAGAUGGAGAGGCUGAGGUAAUAAUAGCCCAGAAGGACAAGCACACGGGACCAGUGAGAGCGCUUGAUGUCAACAUGUUCCAGACUAAUCUGGUGGCCUCUGGUGCUAAUGAGUCUGAAAUCUAUAUCUGGGACUUGAACAACUUUGCUACACCAAUGACACCAGGAGUGAAGACGCAGCCUCUGGAGGACAUCAGCUGCAUUGCAUGGAACAGGCAAGUGCAGCACAUCCUGGCAUCCGCCAGCCCCAGCGGCAGGGCCACCGUCUGGGAUCUCAGGAAGAACGAGCCCAUCAUCAAAGUCAGCGACCACAACAACAGGAUGCACUGCUCAGGCUUGGCAUGGCACCCUGAAGUUGCCACCCAGAUGGUUUUGGCCUCGGAGGACGACAGGCUGCCUGUUAUUCAGAUGUGGGACCUGAGAUUUGCCUCCUCCCCACUUCGUGUUCUGGAAAGUCACACAAGGGGUAUAUUGGCCAUUGCUUGGAGUAUGGCAGAUCCAGAGCUGCUACUUAGCUGUGGGAAAGAUGCUAAAAUUCUCUGCUCCAACCCUAACACAGGAGAGGUGCUGUACGAGCUGCCCACGAACACUCAGUGGUGCUUUGAUAUCCAGUGGUGCCCGAGGAACCCUGCUGUGCUGUCUGCAGCCUCCUUCGACGGCCGCAUCAGCGUCUACUCCAUCAUGGGCGGCAGCGCCGAUGGCCUCAGGCAGAAACAAGUUGACCAGCUCUCCUCGUCUUUUGGGAACCUCGAUCCCUUUGGCACGGGCCAGCCCCUGCCUCCCCUGCAGCUCCCCCAGCAGACUGCCCCACAGAGUGUGGUGAUGCCUCUGAAGAAACCACCCAAGUGGAUCCGGCGACCCAUGGGAGCAUCCUUCUCGUUUGGAGGCAAGCUGGUGACCUUUGAGAAUUCCAAGCCUCCUCAGCAGCCGGGCAUGGAGCAGCAGCAGCAGCAUCCCCACGUCUACGUGAGCCAGGUUGUCACAGAGAAGGAGUUCCUGGCCCGCUCAAACCAGCUGCAGGAGGCUGUGCAGUCCCAGGGCUUUGUCAGCUACUGCCAGAAGAAAAUGGACAUGGCCCUGGCUGACUUUGAGAGGAACGUGUGGGCCUUCUUGAAGGUGAACUUCGAAGAGGAUUCACGUGUUAGAUACCUUGAGCUCUUAGGAUACAGGAAGGAUGAUCUGAAGAAGAAGAUCACAUCUGCUCUGAAUAAAGAAGGUCUUGCAGAUGGUGCCUUGGGAGAGGCUCCUGCAGAAUCUGAUGGAUCUGUGCCAAAUGAGGGGGAUGAAGGCCAGACUACAGAGGAGGAGUUCUUGGGAGAGACACUGAAGGACCAUAAAAAAGAAACUGAAGAUUUGGGACCUGCAAAGACAACAUUUAACAUUUCUGUUAGUGGAGAUGUGGAUGGGCUGAUCACACAGGCUCUGCUGACAGGGAACUUUGAAAGUGCAGUGGAUCUGUGCCUGCACGACAACCGCAUGGCCGACGCCAUCAUCCUGGCCAUCGCCGGCGGGCAGGAGCUGCUCUCCCGGACUCAGGAGAAGUACUUUGCCAAGAUGCGCAGCAAAAUUACCAGGCUCAUCACUGCAGUUGUAACAAAGAACUGGAAAGAGAUUGUGCAGUCUUGUGACCUGCAGAAUUGGAGAGAGGCCUUGGCUGCUGUGCUCACUUAUGCCAGGCCAGAUGAGUUUACAGCCCUCUGUGAUCUCCUGGGUAGCAGGCUGGAGAAUGAGGGGGACAGCGUUCUGCAGACACAAGCUUGCCUCUGUUAUAUUUGUGCUGGCAACGUGGAUAAACUUGUUGCUUGUUGGACCAAAGUUCAGGAUGGAAACAGCCCCUUGUCCCUUCAGGAUUUGAUAGAGAAGGUGGUGAUCCUGCGCAAAGCCGUGCAGCUCACACAGGCCGUGGACCCGAACGCCAUGGGCGCCCUUUUGGCCGAGAAGAUGAGCCAGUAUGCCAACCUGCUGGCUGCUCAGGGCAGCCUGGCUGCAGCACUCUCCUUCCUCCCUGCCAACACCAACCAGCCCAACAUCGUGCAGCUGCGGGACAGGCUCUGCAGAGCCCAGGGGCAGCUCCCAGCAGGACAGGACGGCCUCAAGGCGCCCCAUGAGAGAGAGCCCAUGGCCAAAGGGAGAGCUGGCCCCGCGGCGGGACGGAUGCAGGCACCCCAGGCUCCAGCCCAGCAGUAUUACCAGCAGGGAGACAACCCACCUCCUCCAGGGUUUAUUAUGCCAGGUGCUGUUGGCCCCAGCAUGCCACCACAGCAAGCCACCUCUUCCAACUACAGCAUGUACUCGCAAGCAGGAACGCGGCCCGCGUACCCACAGACAUAUCAGGCCACACAGCAGUACUCUGGAACUGGGGGACCAGCUCUCUAUCAGCCUCAGCAGCCUGUUGCUGCCCCUGCUUCAGCCUCUUACCCCAGCCCUGCCCCUAACACCACCCCUUCCUACCUGCCCUCUGCCCCUGCCCACUCCAUGCCCUCCCCGCUGUACCCCGGGCAGCCUCAGCCCUCCCCAACCAGCCUGAAUCCCAUCUCUUCCUUCCCUGUUCCUCCUUCUGGCACAUCCUUUCAGCAUGGCAGGCCAGGACUUCCAACAACUUCUGUGGCUUAUGCAUUACCUACUGGACCAACAGGUACUCUGCCUGCAGCCAGUGACCUUCCUGCAUCCCAGAGAACAGAAAGUCUACCAUCUCAAGACCAGGCCUCUCCCUUCACAGGUGAACUAGGGCCCCAGAACGGCUGGAAUGACCCUCCCACCCUCAACAGAGCUGCCAAGAAGAAGAAGGUCCCUGAGAACUUCCUGCCCCCGGUGCCCAUCACCGCCCCCAUCAUGAACCCGCUGGCGGACCCGCAGUCCCAGAUGCAGCAGCCCCAGGCUCCAGCACCUCCCAGCAGUGCACCCAGCUUCCAGCCUGCCCACCUCCCUGCAGGGCAGAUGGUGCUGCAGGGGGGCUUCCAGCCUGCUGCCCAGCCCCUGGGGCCAUCCACCAUGGCACCCACUGCUUCCAAACCCAGCACGGAGGGAGCCCCGGGGGCCCCCAUUGGCAAUGCCAUCCAGCAUGUGCAGGCACUGCCAACAGAGAAGAUCACCAAGAAGCCCAUCCCUGAGGAGCACCUUAUCCUGAAGACUACUUUUGAAGCUCUCAUCCAGAGGUGCCUGCUGUGUGCCUCCGAUCCGCAAACCAAGAGGAAACUGGAUGAUGCAAAUAAACGCCUGGAGUUUCUGUAUGACAAGCUUAGGGAACAGACACUCUCUCCGACCAUCAUUAGUGGCUUGCACAACAUUGUGAAGAGCAUCGAGACCCGCAACUACCAGGAGGGACUGAACAUCCACACACACAUUGUCAGCACCAGCAACUUCAGCGAGACCUCUGCUUUCAUGCCAGUCCUCAAGGUUGUCCUCACCCAGGCCAACAAACUGGGGGUGUGAGGUGUACCCCACAUUGCCAAGCCCUGGAGGUUGCUUUCCCAAAGAAGUGCAUUUCUGCCGCAAACAUGCGGGAAAUGGACCGAGCGCUCUCCCUCGCAGCAUGGCGCAGUAGAGCUGACAAAUGGCAUUACACCCUCCCUGCAAAGUACCUGGUUCUAGAAGGGCUGUGGAGCCCUGGUGCUUUUCUUCUUGUUUUAAUCCUUUUCCCAUCCCUAACGAUUCUCAUCUACAAAUAGUAUAUUUAAUGGGUGAUGUCCCACGUUGUCAAUUUUUAGGUGCAUGUUACGCUGCUCAACAGUGGCUUUUAAUAACAGAUGUAUGUGUUGAAACAACAAGAUAGGUUGUGUAUUGGACCCUAAAACAGAUUCUUCCCUUCCACCCCACUGUUCCUUAUCCACCAGAUUAAAAACAGUCUGAUCAUG
Molecule: messenger RNA, 4253 nt
Organism: Agelaius phoeniceus (red-winged blackbird)
Lineage: Eukaryota; Metazoa; Chordata; Aves; Passeriformes; Icteridae
Gene: SEC31A
Product: SEC31 homolog A, COPII component
Biological process (GO): endoplasmic reticulum to Golgi vesicle-mediated transport; COPII-coated vesicle cargo loading; endoplasmic reticulum organization
Cellular component (GO): endoplasmic reticulum exit site; COPII vesicle coat
Molecular function (GO): structural molecule activity; protein binding
Source: RefSeq, a predicted model, not a curated record